Molecule: messenger RNA, 5148 nt
Organism: Heterotrigona itama
Lineage: Eukaryota; Metazoa; Arthropoda; Insecta; Hymenoptera; Apidae
Source: the annotation of a GenBank genome assembly
UACAAUAUAAGGAUAGUUCUAAGAUAUUAUAUCAAUUAUAUAAAGUUAUAACUUUUUAAGUUAUUGUGCAUAAUGUAACUUAGAUUAUUGAUUAUUGUUUCAUAAAACAUAUUAAUAUUUUAAUCUUAUGUUUGUAUAAAAGAAUUAAAUUUCCCAGAAAUAAUCUUAUAUACAAUUGAAAAUAUUUUGUGCUCAUGUGAUGUAAAGAGUGUGACGUUGUGAUCAUCCGAUAUUACGUCAUCGUUAUCCCCUUCCUCUUUUGCAACCGGCGCUCAUUCUAUCGUGACAUGUUGGAGUACAUUUAUAUAUUAGAAGUGACAUAUUCAUUGUGUGAAGUUACUUACAGUUUUCAACUGACCGUGUUUUAAUUUGCAAUUAUUAUUUCCUUCAAUAACCGAGAAGUGUAUCUGUCUUUUUAAAAACGUAUGUGGCUUAUAUCACAAAAGUCGAAUUAUAUCUAAACCACGUUUUGCGCGCGUUUUAUAAAAAUACUAUUUUUGUAUCGAUAAAUUAUCUCACGAUGAUUUUCUACAUAUAGAAUAUCAAUAAUUUUAACUAACGAAAAUUAAUUGACCAUAUUAAUUAAUUUCUAUACAAUAUUAAUAUUGAAAUUGUAUAACAUUUAACAAAAUAAAUUGUUUCUGUCGGAACUUAACAUGUUCCUUCCAAUACUUCAUUAAUACUACUCAAUGUUAAAGAAAUUUGGUUAAUUUUAAUAAUUACUCUCAAGAAUUGAUGUUUAUCAAUUUUGCAGAUAAUUUUUACAUUCAUAAUAAAGAUGAAAAUAAUAAAAAAUUCCAGUUGAGAAUAAUUUAGAGCAUAAAUUUCGAUAGUUCUAUUUCUGAUAAUUGUGCAAACGAAACUAGAUUUAAAUAAAGAUAUCGGUAUGGCUUCUUGCCCUCGUUCGUAAUUCCCUGUACUCUAUAUAGAACUCACGUACGUACAAACCCAUAUUAUUUAAACCUGGGGUUCAUAGUACUGUUAUUCCACCCCUGGUUGCAUACUAAAUGCAUGGAAUGCGCAGAAUGUCCACGAGAAGUGUUGUGGCGGGUCUCUGCUGCAUCAGCCGUUAAGUAGUGUAUUAUGCUAACAUAAAAUGUGAAAUUUCUCUAACUAUUUUUACGAGUUCGUUUCUCAAGUUUUGCCAUAAAAGUCACGCGAAAAGGUUCCAAAUCUUACGUUCAAUAAAUUUUUAACGGAACUCUUCGAUUUUUCGUCAUAUCCUAUUACUUAUCAUUGUAGUCAGUCAUAGUGUGUAAAAAGACGUGAAAUUAGGGCGUGAAAAGGUUUGUUCAAUUGGAAUUCUCGCAAAAGUUUAAAAAGAAAAUAUACGCAAAGAUAGACAAUACAUGUAACGAUCUAUUCUAGAAAGUUGGGUGAUUUCACUCUACAAGUUUAUUAAAUAAUUAAAUUAUUACUAAUGUUGUAAACAUUGAAAUAAAUGCAUAUCUCUGAAAUUUUUUUGAAUAAUAAUAUGUAAUAACAUCAGAUAUGACUGGUUCAGAAUUAAUUCUGCACAUGUCUGUUUGUUCCCUGAAGAUAAUGCGACACAAUAUUCACAAAUAUUUUAUAAACAAUGAUUUGUAAUUCUAAAACUAUAGUAAUGACAUUGAUCAGUAAUUUUAAGAUAACUAACGAAAAUCAGGAUUUUUAUGGCCCUAACAUUGAAACAAUAAAAAAUGUCUAGAAAGCGUGCUAGAGAAGAAACUAUGUUGAAUUCUACAUCUUAUUCAAAUAUUCAAAAUGGAGAAGAUGCUUCGUGCUCCAGGGAAGAUUCACCUGUUUAUCCUCUAGUGACAAUGACUUGGGGGACCGACAGGAAUUCAAAUAAUGAAUCAGGUCGAAAUUCGCUGAAAAAGUAUAGUAGCGAAAUUUCUGUUUACCAUAAAGAACUUCCAUCAAUUUGUAAGGAAGCUCCUUUUAGUGAUGAUCCAGAAGCACUUGCUGAACGAAAUGCAUGUGAUUAUAACAUUCGUAUUACAUUAAAAAUGGCAAAAAAUGGUAAAGCUCCUAGGAAAAUUAGAGUCUAUGCAGAUGGUAUUUAUGAUCUGUUUCAUCAAGGACAUGCACGACAACUUCUACAAGCAAAAAAUAUUUUCCCUAAUGUAUAUCUUAUCGUAGGAGUUUGUAAUGACCAAUUAACACAUAGUAAAAAGGGAAGAACAGUUAUGACAGAUAUUGAAAGAUAUGAUGCAGUAAGACAUUGUCGCUAUGUAGAUGAAGUAGUUAGGGAUGCACCUUGGGAACUGGAUGAUGAAUUUCUUACAAAGCAUAAAAUCGACUUUGUUGCUCAUGAUGAUAUACCUUAUAUGACAGAUGAUAGUACAGAUGUUUAUGCAGGUUUGAAAGCUAAGGGUAUGUUUGUAGCUACACAAAGAACAGAAGGAGUAUCAACAUCUGAUAUUGUUGCAAGAAUAGUUAAAGAUUACGAUAUUUAUGUAAGAAGAAAUCUUGCGCGAGGCUACAGUGCCAAAGAACUUAAUGUUUCUUUUCUCAAUGAAAAGAAAUUUCGUUUACAAAAUAAAUUUGAUGAUCUGAAAGAUAAGGGAAAACGAGUGAUGGAAAAUAUUGGUGAGAAACGUAUGGAUAUGAUUAGCAAAUGGGAAGAAAAAUCACGGGACUUUAUUGACGCUUUUCUCCUUUUAUUUGGAAGAGAAGGUAGAUUGUCAACAAUUUGGAAUGAAAGUAAAGGUCGUUUGAUGCAAGCAUUAUCUCCUCCUGCAAGUCCAAAAAGAGAUGGCAGUCCGAAUGGCAGUAAUAGCAGCAAUAACGAUGAAGAUCAGACAAGUCCACCACCAAAAAAGACUGGCCGUUUUGAAUACUCGCAGAGUAAUUAUUAUUUAAGUGAUGAUUAUAGCGACGAUGAAGAAGAAAAUUUACACUCCAAAUGAUAACUCCUUUUUUCAAAAUCACAUUCUUUAUUUUGACCAAAAAUAUCGUGCAAUCUCUUUAAAACUGUUCAAAGAUAUUUUAAUGCAGCUAUGUGAUUUCAUAAUAUGAAUUAUAAUAUUAUGCUUAAUAGUGUUUUUAUGGUAUGGUUUCAUACUAUAUACAAGAUAAAAUUAUCUGUUAUAACGUUUUCAUUCAAUCCAUGCACGGAUUAUUAUAUAUUAAUUAGAUUAUAUAUAGUAUAUGCACGAACAGAACAUAGAGAAGUUAUACAAAUUAUUUAAAACUUUCGUUGCUACUAUUGAGACUUUCAUUAUUGUUGUAUUAUUAAUAAGUUCCUAUAUUUUAAGUGAUACUUUAUCAUUCAUUUUGAGUUUCAUAUUAUGCCACAAAAACUAAUAGUCAAAAGACAUAUUUGCAUCUUGUGCAGAAGACUAUUUGAUUGUAUUCAGUUAACAAUUUGUAAUAAUUUUCAAUUCUUUUAUUACUAAUUUUAUAUAACACUUUUUUACAAGUUACCUCAUAAUUAAUUACAUAAUAUAUAUUUGCAGUGAGUAUCUUUGCUGCAGUUAGUAUUAAAUGAUAUUUUUAUUCAACAUAAUGUUAUGAGAAGUUAGUCUGUAUAAAAUUAAUAUUUAUUUAUAUUUUAAAACUUAUGUUAUUAAUAGAAUGGCAAUACGAAAAUAAGAAAUAUUUAUUAAAUAUACAAAUUUAAUUUAAUGUAUUAAGGAUAUUAAAAAAUUUGAGUAAUACUAACAAAUUUAAUUAUAUUAUUUUAUAAAUAAUUAUAAAUAAUUGUUCUUGUUCAUCAAAAAGUGUUUAUAAAAGAUACAAAUGCGCAAUUUAUUUUUACUAGUAAAUAAUCAUGUGUAGUAAAAUUUCGAUAAAAUUCACUGGAUAAAAACCCAAAUUCAAAUCAAAAUAAAUAUAGGAUUUUUAAUUUAAAUAACAAUACGUCGAAAUAGAAAGGAAUGCGUUUUGAAGACAGUGCUUUCAUUUGAAUAUAUGCAGAUAUAAUAACCCUGGAAUGGUACAACCAUUUUUAUACUUUUAAACCAUAAUGUAGUUUUAUAACAUUCUUAUAUUUAUUAAAUAUUUGAAUGAAAUAUUUUCUUAAUAUAUAAAUAAAAUAUAUAAUAAAGAUAUUUAUUAUUAUUUUCGGUAUGUAGGAUUCAGAAUAAACUAAUUUUUAACACAAAUUAGAAACUCUGUUAAUAGCAUAUAUGUAGUUCCAGGGAUUCAAACAUAUAUUAGAUGAACUUAGAUAUAAAUUUGAAGGUUAAUAUGUAUAAAAGAUCUGAAAAAAAUAUGUAUAUAUAAAUUUGUAUACAUUGAAGCAUUUCUGUUUCUUAAAAAGUACCAAUGGUGCCUGAGUUUCUUUUAUUUAAAUACAUAUAAAAUAGUAUAUUUCCAUAAAGCACGUCACAGAAUUUUCGAAGUAUGUUAAUGUUUGCUUCCCAAUGUAACUGGUGCGUAAAUUAGUAAUAUGUAAUAUGUGAUAAGAUGUAGUAUACUUUCGAUAUUUUUUUUAAUGAAUAUAUCCAACAAUGAUUAGACACGCACAUUUUUAUGAUCGAUAAAAUAAAUUUAUAUAGUUUCAACAACUUCUCUAUAAAAAGAAAAAGAUUACAAUUUAUGUUUUUGAAACGAAAAAUUGAUGUCCACAUUGUCAAAAAAUAUAUUUACGUAAGUGCAAAUGCAAAAUGUAGCAAUGUUCCAUGUUAUUUAUAUAAAAAGAAAAAUAAAACUUGUUUGAUGAAACAUUUACAAGUUGUUAGUUAAAUCAAAUAAUAUUAUUCAAUUAAAUGUAAAUUUUACACAGUAAAAUUUUUUAUUGUUUCAGCUAAAUAGGAUCAUCUAAAUAUUUAUUUUAUUAUUGUCGCAUGGAAAAAUUUCUUAGGACAAAGUUACGCUAUCUUUACUAAAUUAUAUUGAAUGGUGGAAAUAAAUUUUUCUCAAACUUAUUUUUUUUUACGAGAUUUCAAGUUCAUUAAUGAUUUUUUUAAAUGAAAGUGUAUUUUUUAAAUUUACAAAUUCGAUGAUCUCAAUGACUGUGCUAUUGAAUUCAUUUAAUCUCAAGAUAUUUGUGUCUGAAGGUAACUAUAAUUUGUAAGUAUUUAUACAACAAAGCAAGUUAUACAUUUAUGUUUGAACAUAAACACUAUUGAAAUCAUUUAUCCAGUGAACGAUUGGUUCUUCAGUUUUAUUCGAAAACUAAAGGUAUAUCGAAUGUGUAAUUGCCUAUGUAUUUAAAAAAUU